CGGGGUUUUAGCGUUUCUUUUGUUUCGCGAAAAUCUAAUCCCCGCAAGCAAUCUUCAUGACCAAUCUGGGAAUUUCGUGUAAGUUCUGCAAGUAGCGUAAUCCAGCAAGCCGUCGGAGUCUUGCUCAACAAGUCAUUUUGCCGCUAAACAACAGCGUAAAUAAAAGCCACACCUUCCGGUUUUCUGGACUGCGUUUCGUGGAGCAAUGACCAGCCAACAGAAACGCGGCAGGGAAUUCUGGGUGGUCUGUAGUUCUCGGCUGUUUGUGCCACGGUCUCAACAGAGCUGGUCACAGCACACCGUUUCCAAAAGCCCUCCAUCGUCGAAAACCUUCUGAAGGUUUUUCGCGCGGCGCCUCUUCUGUUUCUCUCGGCAUCCGUGGCCGUUCGCUUGCCGGUUGUCCAGAGGUCACCGCGCCCGGGCCGCGUUUCCGUGGACGAUCGGGUCACUGCUGCGGCGACUGUGCUUUUCCACCACUUUUCCCUCCGCAAUUUCUCUCUCUUCCCCGUUUCUCUUCUUCAGCCUGCGAACUGCGAUGGCGCUCGACACUCCAGCCACGUCGCUCGCCGCGCGAGAUCCGCUCGACCUGUCGACUUCGCAAGAUGCAGUGCUGGCGGUGCGUUCAGCCGUGAAGAAAGUGAGAAGCCCGAACCUCGUCGUGAUGGGCGGAGCAAAUCGCGACGUGAAUCUCCGGGUACGGUCCUUGCCCUUGCACGGCGAAACUGUCGCAAGCGCAAAGCCAGUGAUCUACCGCGGCGGUAAGGGUGCGAACCAGGCAGUCCAGGCUGCGCUGUUGAUGAACCGCGGGAGCGAAGAGCCCUCCGCGGACGACGACGCAGCCAAAAAAAAGCAGCUGGCGAAAACCGACGGCAGAGUCGCGCUGAUCUGCAAGCUCGGCGCGGACGAAACGGGCUCCGAGUACCGAAACUACUUGCAGAAUAUCGGAAUCGACAUGACCGGCGUUCUGACGGCGAAGGGAGAACCAACCGGGUGCGCAUACGUAACAGUGGCUCAAGACGGCGAAAACACCAUCGUCUACGUCCAGGGAGCAAACAACUGUCUGACUUCUGAAGAUCUGAGGAACCCUGAACUAGCCGCAUUGAUCCAGAACGCGAAAGUGUUCGCUUGCGAGAACGGCGUUCGGGGAGACGUGAUUGUGGCUGCGCUGAAGCUGGCCAAAUGUUCGCCAGAGAAUGUCGUGACUGUUUUCACGCCUGCUCCGGUGGCAACCGUGCCUCUGGAGGCCUUUGCGUACUCGGACUACGUGGUGGUGAAUGAGAACGAAGCGCGCGAACUGUAUAGCUUGACGCCAGUCACGAAAACGCAGGACACAGCAGGAAAUGUGUUCGAGGAGCGGGAAGGUUCAGACGACGACUGGCCGCCGCUGAGCAAGCGCGGCGGCAGCGACAAACCUUUUCCUUCUCCGGCUGCGCUUCGAUCCAAACUGGUCCUCUUGGGGCAGAAGGCGACCACCGUGUUGGGAGCUGAGAGGGAAGACGAGGCGCGCGAGACAGUCCGUGUUCGCGGGGGGGUGCACCCGGCCGAGUGCAACGUGAUUGUCACGAAAGGCAAAGAUGGAUGUACGCUGAUUCGACAAAGGAGUGAUGGCAACCACCGGGUGUCUGUCCAGUACUUUGAGCAGAAGCGGCGCGUCCCGCCAGCGCAGGUUGUCGACACGGUCGGAGCGGGAGAUUCCUUCUGCGGAGCUUUCGUGUACUUUCUGGGGGAGGAAGGUCUCAGCGUAAACGAAGCCAUUGAAAAGGCGGGGAUUGUCGCCAGCUUCUCCGUCCAGAAACGGGGCGCAAGCGAAAGCUACGCUGACCGCGAGCUCCUCAGGGGAGUCGUCUUCGAGUGAAAGCCGGAACGGAGAAAGAGGCCGUGCAGGCAAGGCAACUGCACACGGCGCUGAUCGUGCGCCGCGGGCGUGGAAAAGGAAAUGGACGUCUCCAAAGAUGUCCCAACACACUUCGACGCAUUCACAUAUGUAUGUUUUUAUCUACAUGUCUUCCAGUGUCUGUGUGUACAGUUACCAGCAAGCGUAUCGACAGAAAUCCAUACAUGUGUGCAAGGAUGCUUUGAUAAGUCGACAGGAAGCCAGUGCGCGUCGUUGUUGUGCUUUCUACAGUCAAGGAUAACUUUGUACGCUUCCGUUGGUAGAAAGAGCAGAGAACGGAGCCGCACGAUAUCUAAGCGACCGUCUUUAGAUGUGUAUGGAGUGAAACAGAAACAGAUCCGUGUGUGUUCGGAGUCAUCUUCCGUACGCUUAAGUGUAUGCAUUUAUCUUCCUGUGUGUAUGUGUGUCUAAAGGGAGAGCGCGAGUGAACAACACCGAUAUAUAUGAGAAAUGUGCUAGCAAAGUGGAAAGAAACGAAUUUCAUUGCGGUUGGGUUCAUCGUCUGUCCAGGUCUACGUAUAAAGACGAAUGUGCCUUUGUAUGUAUAUUAUGUCACGAAAGAGCACCGCCGAUGUAUAUGGGAAAUGCGCUUGUAGAAUAGAAAAGAAAUGGAUUUCCGUGUGGUUUUUUUCGUCCUGUGUACAGGUCGAUGUUUGUGCAUGUUUCUGUGCAUAUACGUACGUGAUGUGUAUGUAUACAUGCGAAGAGAGCAGUUCCGCUGUAUGUAAGAAACUUGCUUGCAUAAAUGGAAAAGAAACCGAUUUGUAUGUGGUUCUGCUGCUCGUCUGUACGGCUAUGUACAAGUAUAUACAUGUGCCUAACUAUAUAGGGCCGACGGAGCAACGCGCAAAUCUGUGUGUACAUGCGCAUGCACGUUUGCCUAAAUGGAAAGCUGCUUCCCGUCUGGUUGCAGUUUGCCUAUUAACAGUUCGGUCCACAGUUCCAACUGAUGCGCGGGCUUGCCAAACACGAACGGGCCUUUGUUUCGUUGUGUCUCUUGAGAAAGACAAACUGUGAGAUGAACGAGCCUGUGUUUCCUUGUCUCUGUUUUUGCAACGGAGACAAAACUGUAUUUUCGUUUCAGCCGAAACUUGAAUGUCAGGGGAAGAUAGACUUCCUUCUCUGUUGUGAACGGCUGGGUGCCAAUGUCCUCAAAACAAAGCCACGCAGGUUAUUGUUCCUGUGCAGUUAACUGCUCUCUCCCCCAUGAUCGUUUGGAGAUGGAACAUCUGCACUUUUUGUCAGUGCGCGACAACUCCCGUGGUGGCACCCGUGCAUGGUGUUUCUGUUUUAUACGUUCAGUUUGCUUGUCGGUGCCGCUUCGUUUGGUGUGUGAUCUUUGUCUUUCAUCUGUUCUUGUGUCUCCUUUAAUUGCGUCUGCGUUUGGGCUUCGUAUGUAUGUGCUGGCUGGUGCGUUGCUCUGUGUCUGCCGCAGACGUUCCUUGCUGUGUCUCCGUUGGGUUGUGUUUCUUCUCAUGGACGCGACUCGAGCUGCUCUUCGAGGGUGUCUUCCGUGGAUUUCCUCACAUGCGUCAGCCGACGAAGCCGGUUGUCUUUCCCCCUUUACGGAUGUGAAGUUCUCACAGGCUGUGCACUACAGUACAUAUCUUCGUCCCUUCUUCUGUGGCGUGGACAUCUGAAGCAUGCAUGCCCACAUGUGUACUGUAGACCCUGCAUGCGGCCCAGCGCUGCUUCUCCACACAUGCACUCGUUACUCUUAUCCACAGACCUGCGUGCGUGAACUACGCAUGCGUGUGUGCAUGCAUUCCCACGUACAUAUAUAUAUAUAUAUAUAUAUAUAUAUGCAUACAUGAAUGCUUACAUGUGCAACUGUGCACACGGACAUGCAAGCUUACCUGCAUCUGUACCAUACUACCAUGCAUACAUACUUAUAAAAGGGUUACCUACAUGUGUA
Molecule: messenger RNA, 3809 nt
Organism: Toxoplasma gondii ME49
Lineage: Eukaryota; Apicomplexa; Conoidasida; Eucoccidiorida; Sarcocystidae
Product: kinase, pfkB family protein
Exons: 3
Coding region: 536-1855 (439 amino acids)
Biological process (GO): D-ribose metabolic process
Molecular function (GO): ribokinase activity
Source: RefSeq, a predicted model, not a curated record